Cryptosporidium muris RN66 is the source of this 519-nucleotide messenger RNA. Its product is annotated as 60S ribosomal protein L11, putative. The coding region runs from base 1 to 519 and encodes 172 amino acids. The record is from RefSeq and is a predicted model, not a curated record. Gene Ontology annotation, biological process: translation. NCBI's taxonomy places the organism in Eukaryota, Apicomplexa, Conoidasida, Eucoccidiorida, Cryptosporidiidae. Gene Ontology annotation, molecular function: structural constituent of ribosome; RNA binding. Gene Ontology annotation, cellular component: cytosolic large ribosomal subunit; ribosome. The transcript has a single exon.
AUGUCAAACGAAACAAAUCCUAUGAGAAAUAUUAAGAUUGAGAAACUGGUUAUUAAUAUUAGUGUAGGGCAGUCAGGUGAUAGAUUGACACGUGCUGCUAAAGUUUUGGAACAACUAACUAAUCAGAAACCAGUAUUUGGACAAGCUAGAUUUACUGUGCGUUCUUUUUCAAUCCGUAGAGCUGAAAAGAUUUCAUGUUAUGUUACUGUACGCGGAGAGAAAGCAGAGGAAAUAUUGGAGAAGGGUCUGAAAGUUAAAGAAUAUGAAUUGAGACGAAGGAAUUUUUCAGCCACUGGCAAUUUUGGAUUUGGUAUUGAUGAGCACAUAGAUUUAGGUAUUAAAUAUGACCCUAGCACUGGUAUUUAUGGGAUGGAUUUUUUCGUUCAAUUAGCACGUCCAGGAAACCGUGUUAGCCUAAGAAGAAAGUGUCGUACUCAUAUCGGUAAACAUGGACGUGUUACAAAGGAUGAAGCAAUGAGAUGGUUCCAAACUAAAUAUGAUGGUAUUAUUUUAAAUUAA